Molecule: messenger RNA, 4454 nt
Organism: Morone saxatilis (striped sea-bass)
Lineage: Eukaryota; Metazoa; Chordata; Actinopteri; Moronidae
Product: ankyrin repeat and SOCS box protein 15-like
Exons: 10
Coding region: 87-1778 (563 amino acids)
Biological process (GO): positive regulation of transcription by RNA polymerase II; intracellular signal transduction
Cellular component (GO): nucleus
Molecular function (GO): transcription cis-regulatory region binding; protein binding
Source: RefSeq, a predicted model, not a curated record
CGGGGGGGCGGGGAGUCCAGCUAUGAAACAAACACUGUGCUGCUGCUUCGUCUUAUGACUCCAACACUGACACAUUUCUCAGAAGGAUGGAUGCAGCUGAUGAAAUGGAUGAAGAUGAACUUCUGGACUAUGAUGUUCAGAUGAGCAUACAGGAGUCAUGUCAGAGAGGAUCAAGGAGUGAAGCUGUGAAGCUUGUGGAGGCCAUUAAACAAGGUGACAUGUUGGCACUGCAGGAGCUCUGUGAUUUCCCAGAAGCCUUCAGUCAGGUGGAUGAGUGUGGCUGGUAUCCUCUGCACAGGGCAGCAGUCCAACCACUGGUGCUGGUCCUGGAGACGGUGCUGUACGCGUCUUUCAGUCUGACUCUGGAGGAAAAGACCUCGGACGGUGAGACCUUCCUGACUUUAGCAGUGGGAGCUGGUUGGGCGAAAAACGUGAAGAUGCUACUGGAUCACGGAGCUUCUCCUCACACUACCAACAGCAAGAACGAAUCCCCUCUGCUUUUAGCAGUCAGAGCCGGAUCUUAUGAAAUGGUUUCCGUUCUAAUAGCUGGAGGAGCUCGGGUGGAGCAGGUGUGUCAGAAGAAGUGGACAGCCAUGCAUGAGGCCUCCAGGGCCGGCUGUGUUCAUGUUGUGGAGCUCCUGUUGCAGAACGGAGGUCAGGUUUCAGAGACUGACCAGCAUGGAGUGACUCCUCUGGGCAUUGCUGCGGAAUACAGCCACCCUGAUGUCCUGGAGCUUCUCAUCCAACACGGUGCUGAUGUAAACGCCCAGGCACCAAAUGGCGACAGCGUCCUGUACGAUGCAGCAGGUUCGGGGAAUCCAGACUGUAUCGACAUCCUGCUGCAGCACGGAGCCAACCCCAACAUCCGCAACCUAAGCUCCCAGCUGCCCAUCCACCACGCCGCAUACGAAGGACACUACCUGGCUUUGAGGAUUUUGAUCCCGAUCACCACUAGACGGGCCCUGCGGCUGUCUGGUCACAGCCCGGUCCACUCUGCUGCUGACGGAGGCCAUGUCCACUGCCUGGAGCUCUUGCUGCAGAAAGGUUUUGACGUCAACGCGCUGUUAGCUCAUCACAUCUCGGAAAAUUAUGGGGACAUGAGGAGAAGCCCUCUGUACUUUGCUGUCUCCAACGGGGACGCAACCUGUACUGAGAUUCUGCUGAAGUGGGGAGCCAAACCAGACCUGGACCCGCUUUGCUGCCUCCUAGUGGCGGUCAGGUCUGGCCGCUACGAGAUCGUGAAGCAGCUGCUGGCAGCCAAGGCAGACGUGAACUGUUACUUCACGGCGGUGAACGACACAGUGUUUCCUACGGCGCUGCAGUACUGCCUGAAGGACGAGGUGAUGAUGAGGCUGCUGCUCAACAAUGGCUAUAAUGCUGAGAUGUGUUUCUGUUGUAACCACGACGACGACUGGGAGGACCUGAGUGAGUCUGAUUACUUGGAGCAUCAGGAGGAAAAAGUUGCUUUUUGUGAUUUCGUCAGCGUCUCCUCGCUGGCGAACCUGGUGGGCAGAGUCGUGUCGAUCCUCCUCAACUAUGUCGGCCCGGUUUCUCUCUGUGGCAAACUGACAAAGAUCCUGGAGAAACACAAGGAAUGGCCUCACAUUCACGGGACCACAAGUAACCCUCGCUCCCUGUGUCAUCUGAGCAGAGUGGUCAUCAGAAAACACCUAAGCUGCAGUGGUCUGAUGUCUGUCCAGCUGCCCAACAGACUAAAGGACUACCUGUUGUUCAAAGAGAACGACCUGUACGCCAAAAUCAUCUGCAAGGAGGACUGAGAGGACGAUGAUUUCUAUCUUAUCUACUGAGUCUCAAACGACAGUAAUGACUUUGUGUUUGUCUGUUUUUUUCCUUUUGUGGGUAAUGUAACUAGGCCUGUAUUUGUCAAACAUCUAAGAAUUACACUUAAGAAUGCCCUAAAGAGACAACAUUGGAGUUGUCUCUUUAACAGGAGACUGAGCAAUAAUUUUACAUUUGAGUGUAAAAAUAACCUUUAAGAGCAACUUUAAAGCAAUCACAUGGUCGAUCACAUGUGUGCUCUGAGCAGUUACAGCCAAACAGAGACAAGUGGCGUGUCCUAUAUGACAGACUCAGUCUAAGCUGGAUUUUAGUGUGUUCACACUGGAAAAGGAACACAUUUAAGCAUUCUCAAACCAAACAUAAUGCAAACUAAAUAUAGUGGAUUUUUGAGAAUGCUGUUAAUGGACACCAUUCUCCUACGAUGCAUUGCACAAAGCAAAUGGAGGAUCUGCUGACAGCAGAAAAAAAGUAAAAACUUGUGGUUGAUGAUAAAACAGCUUGUGGAGAGUCAGUGUUAGCAUAACUGUUCUUAGCACCCCUGAUACAUGCAAAAAACAAACAAAACAAGUUGUUUAACAUCCCAAAAAUCUUUGAAUCAAAUCAAUGAAUUAAUGGACUACCCUAUUCUGAAUUAUUCAUAUUACCUCAGGUCAUGUAUUAUUCUCUGUGACCAAUGAUAUUUUAUACAUUCAAGCUUGAACUUUUCUCAGACUGCAGCCAACCAACUUCAGACACAUCUGUUGCUCUCUCAAAUUUAAGAUUUUUAUUCUUAAAGGACGAGUGUGGGUGAGGAUUUAGUGGCAUCUUUCAUCUUUUCAGAAGUUUCAGACUGCAACUAACUGAACACUGCUCAUGUAUGUAUUUGAUAACCUGGCAAAGAGAAUGGGCUGUGAAGUGUGUAGGAGAAACUAUGGUGGCUGUGAAACUCGCGAAAAAUGUAAAAGGCCCUAUCUACAGCCAGUGUUUGGUUUGUCCCUCCUGGACUACUGUAGAAACAUGGCAGUUCAACAUAGCGAACAUAACUCCAUGGAAAGCAACCCAUGGCUCAUUCUAAGGUAAUUAAAACACAAUGAUAUAUUCAGGUAAUUAUACACUAAUGAAAACAUACCUAUGAAUAUAAGAUUACAUUUCUGCCAACAGAUCCUCCUAAAUGUUACACACUGGACUUUUAGGUUUGCGAGCAGUAGUAAAAGAUUUGUAGUUAAAGCUUCUUUUAAAUUUAUAAGUUUGAUGAAUACAGGCCCAGAUCUGUAACUGUAACUGUGACUGUAAAUUAUUUUUUUUAACCCUGUGUCAAAGGGGCAUUAAUUAAGAUUUUUUUUGUCCUGGCUGUUGCACAAAAUAACCAUAAAAUAUCUGCAGUUAGUUACUAAUCAAUCAUUCAUCACUGAGUGAUGCACUCUAGUAUCCUGGUUAUGAACAGGUUUUUAGAGUAUCCUAGUUAGAUUUUGUGCAUUUAAACAGCUUAUUCUGGUUUCAGAAAUCUGGAUACUGUGGCAUGCAAACACCAGGUUUCUGAACAUUCUCUGUUGGUACAGAUAGUGAGACAUCAAAACACAGCUGCAGGCAGACAAUCAGAAACCUGGAUACUUUUAUGACCAUGUUUACAGGGAUAAAAAUAACCAACGCCAUAUCCCCAAUAUGAUCAAAAACAGCAUGAGACUCAAAACCAGGAUGCUUGCAUGCAUGUGAACACAAUGACUGUGUCAGAUGACUCAGAUUCCUGGGACUCAAGUGUUGGAGGAAGGAGCCUCUUAGCUGUAACUUUGUGAAAAUAUAACACACCAGGUGAUGUUUAGACUGUAAGCAGGUUGGGCUCUUACAUACUGUAAAUGAUCAAAUAAAAACCAUCAUGUAAAUCAUGUUCAAGGAUAGAGGUAAAACUUGCUUUGUGCACAGAGGUUUCACAUUAAAAGCCUUCCAGUGGCUCAAAGGGCAUACUUCCUACUGUCCCUGGUAGACCUUUAAAAGAGUGCUCCAUUGAUUUAGCAUUACACUCCUAUAAAAUUGUCGUACUCACAAUGGACAAUAAAAAAAAACUAAAAAUGAGUGCUUAAUGUAGCCUUGGUCACCAGCCUGAAGCAGAGAAGGGGCAGCCACAGAGAUCUGGUUAGCUAACUUCUUUCUGGCUUCACACACUCAAGUUUGUUCAAUUUUAAACUUUAAACUGAUGCUGACUCAAAUAACAUCACUUGAAUUUUUCACAUAUGCAGUAAUACUCCCCAAGAGCUGUAGGCCUACUCAGACUAUGAUGUGUAGAAUUGUUGAAUUUCAUUACCAAUGACUGAAAAAUGAGAGAAGGGAUGAAUUAGAGAAUGAAAAUACAAAGUGUUAAACAGAGAAAGUGUUUUUAGCAGAGUGGGGAGAAUGAAAUGACUCUGUUGUAAUGAUGGAAUUAGUACUUAGUAAAUGUACAAUAUACCAAAUUUAUUGAGAUAAGUUUUAUGUUUGUAUCUAAUUAGAAAUAAAGACCCGUUUCUAAUAAGCCUGUUUCAAAUAAAGGCCCGGUUCUCCUGCAGUGGAGGUAAAUAAAGUCCUGGCUACUAUUUGAGAAUGAUCAGUAUUGAGUAAUAAGUUUCUACUGCCACAUAUCUAUAAGUUGGAAAUACAUUUGUACUGUAAUUUAUUAAACUUUUAUGUUAUUAUGAUUAUGA